GUCGUGCCCGUGUCUCGAAUUGGGUUGUACGUCUCUCGUCAGCUCUAAACCGAAUUCCACCGAAAAGGGAAAAUUUCCAAGACGUUUCGCAGUGUAUGACCAACGCCAAACCGACCCUAGUAAAUUGUUAAAAGACCAACGACCGUCGCAUUGUCGAGCUUAUUGGGACUACAUCCUCGUGAUAUAAGAGGUCUCUUACGAGAGCCUCUUCUUCCUCAUGCAGAGGCGAUCAUCGGGGUCGUCCGAUGACAGCGCCGAUGUCCCUGUCAAGACCUCGCGCCCUCAGAGAAAGACGAGGCUGAACGACCCAAAUUCCUCUCUCCGACGUUCCCACGAUAUUCGCCAAUCUGAGCGCACACAUAAUUCUGGCACGAGAUCAUCGUCGGCGAGGAGCCGGAGGCCUAGUAGUAAUAUCAAUUGGAGACUUUCUCAUAGUCGGGAUGGGUCUACCGACAAAGCCGCCGCAGCCUCGCAUCUUGCGCCACCCACAUUAUCGCCAGACUACCCGAGCAUGGAGGGAGAGAAGACCGUAUCUUCAAGGCGUAGGGCCCACCAGCCACGACUCCGGACUCCUUGGGUGAUGUCUCUUUUAACGUUGUUUACAAGUAUUGCUGGCAUUGCCCUCAUGGUUACAGUACUGUACUCUUCCGUUACCUUACACUGCGACCCCAAAGGAUGUCGCAUGUCCUGGAUGAGCCCGUCAUACGCCAAAUUUAACGAUUUCGAUACCGAGCACACGCGCUUUGCGACCAAGUAUUCAUUAUAUUUAUAUCGGGAACAGGGGUUUGAUAGUGGACCUAAGAUAAAGGGUAUACCGGUGCUAUUUAUACCUGGAAAUGCUGGUAGCUAUAAACAAGUUAGAUCCAUUGCUUCCGAAUCAGCCAGGUAUUUUCAUGAUGUCGUGCAACACGAUGCGGCGGCUUUAAACGCGGGUGCUCGGAGUUUAGAUUUCUUUACAGUCGAUUUCAACGAAGAUUUUACUGCUUUUCACGGCCAGACGAUGCUCGACCAAGCCGAGUAUAUUAACGAAGCAAUUCGAUACAUCCUCUCCCUGUACCUGGACCCCAAGAUUUCGGAGCGUGACCCAAGCCUCCCAGAUCCAUCUUCGGUUAUCAUAUUAGGACAUUCCAUGGGUGGAGUCGUGGCCCGGACAAUGUUCAUAAUGCCAAAUUAUCAAACCGACUCUGUCAACACAAUUAUCACCAUGUCGGCUCCUCACGCUCGGCCGCCUGUCACGUUUGAUCCUCAAAUUGUUAAUAUCUAUAACGAUAUAAACAACUAUUGGAGACAUGCCUAUUCGAAACGGUCAUCCGCCGAAAAUGCUCUGGGCCAGGUUACUCUCGUAUCCAUCGCUAGUGGUGGUUUGGAUACUGUGGUCCCGUCGGAUUAUGCUGGGUUAGAAUCUAUUGUGCCUGAAACUCAUGGUUUCACCGCUUUCACAUCUACAAUUCCAACUGUUUGGACAAGUAUGGAUCAUCAGGCAAUUACUUGGUGCGAUCAGUUCCGAAAGGUUAUUGUGCGUGCGCUGUACGACGUGGUCGAUAAUCGCGGAAGAUCGCAGACGAAAUCGCGGACAGACAGGAUGAGAGCCUUCAAAAAGAGAUUUUUGACAGGGUUGGAAAGCUUUGUCGAGAAAACUUUACCGGAAACAGCGCCAUCCACAUUACUUACUCUAGAUGAUGAAUCAACCGCUAUUCUUCCUCCAGAGGAGCGCCUUGUUCUCCGUAGCUUAGGUUCGGGCAGGAUGUCCAAGGCACACCUUAUGCAAGUCCCAUCGAAGGAGUUCGUAGAGGGAAAGAAGUUCACUUUGCUUUCGGACAGCAAAGUAGAUCGACCAGGUGAAGACGGAAAUCUUGAGCUCCUAUUUUGCAAUUUCUACUCUUCUCAAGUUGGACAGACCAAUCCCCCAUUUUCGGCAAAUAUUGAUAUAUCCGGCGAUACCGGCGAAACCACCAAGUUUGCCUGCAAAAACCCCGCGCCCGACGUUGUUUCUCUGCCAGCUUCUACUCGUUUCACGAAGAACCCUUUUUUCAAAGAGGACGAAUGGCAAAAUCCGCCAUUUUCAUACCUUGAGUAUAAUAUUGAGGAUAUUUCGGAAUUCGACUUUGUUGCGGUUAUUGACAAGACGGCUAUUCCAACAGCUGGGUGGGUAGUCGCUGAAUUUAGUGACAAGGCCGAUGCUCAGUUUACUCGAAAUAUCAGCCUCAGACGUUUACUUAGCUUCGGCUUGUCUCUUCAUCUCCCAUCGAAACGACCAAUGGUUACUGAAGUGAAGCUUCCCUCUGUUCAAAGCAGCUUGUUAGCAUACAACCUCAACAUUGAAGGUCAGAAAUGCAACGAGCGAGAAGAGCUAUUUACACCGCUUGUGCGACAGUAUCUUUCUGAGCCUUACGAGUCAAAAUACUUUGUGAAUGCUCAUGAGGUAGAAAUUAGUCUUCAUGGUGUCUCACCCUAUGUACCCCCGCCUAUCAAAUCCAGAGAAUUCGAUGACGGCCUUAGCCUUCAAUUCUGGACGGAUCCGACCUGCGAUUCAAGUGUUUCCAUUCACAUUACAGUCGAUACCUUAGGCAGUCUUGGGAAGCUUUAUAUGCGUUACCGUACGAUAUUUGCGUCCUUCCCUUUGCUUAUCGUGGCGCUUGUGUUACGAAAGCAAUUCCAGGUUUAUGACAGCACCGGAGUUUUUAUUCCCUUCUCCGAGAGCUUAGAUUCCUGUCUCAGACGAUCAUUACCAAUGCUUCUCUUAUCCAUGACCCUCCUGUCACUUUCAAUGGGCCAGUCCAACUCAGCUGGUUCGAAAGGUGUGUGGUUUUGGCAAAAUAGUACGGCCGCCAUUGACUUCGCGCAAAAUGAUUUGUUGGUAGGAACUUCAGAUCCAUUCUUCUGGUUUCUGAUCCCCUUGAUCGGCGUCAUUUGUGUUGGAGUGUGUAUAGGUCUCCAUUACACAGCGCUAGUUCUUACCUGGCUACUCAGUAUCAUUUACAGCUGGAUUUCCGCCCGACCGGCUAUUCAGCAGCAAGAGAAAAAACGAGCUUUAUCACCAGCAUUCGCACCUUCCUCGCCACGGAGGCGAUUAAUCACCGCCGUAGUUCUCCUUUUACUUGUUUCAACCUUCAUCCCAUACCAGUUUGCGUAUGUGGUCGCAUGCCUAGUACAACUCAGCACAGCCGUUCGAGCUCAACGAUCUGCCCGCGAAACUACAUCCCUAGCGAGCACCAAUUUCAGCAAUUAUGCCCAUUCCAUUUUCUUAUUGAUGUUAUGGAUCCUGCCGAUCAACUUGCCAACUUUGGUCGUCUGGGUACGCAAUUUGGCUGUACAUUGGUUUACAGCAUUCUCGUCUCACCACAACGUAUUGUCGAUUUUGCCGUUCAUCCUCUUGGUUGAAACCCUUACUGCCGGCAAGAUGAUACCGCCACUGACAAAUCGGCUUCGACAUUUAACAAAUGUCAUAUUCUUCGGCAUAGCCAUUUACGCCGCUAUUUAUGGAGUAUCGUAUGCCUACAUGCUUCAUUACCUGGUGAAUAUUGUUGCAAUUUGGCUCGUGGCAAUUCAUUCGACGUCCGACUCGUGGUCCCUUUCCGGGAUAAGUUCUAUGUUUGAUGGCGAGCCAGCCGAAGACCAUAAGCAAGGCAAAAAUCCUUGAUUAUUGGCCGAGCUUUUUUAUUCGCUUUACGUUGUAGAUAGGCCUUGAGCGUCCUUGAAGGGAUUUAGUUAUACCCCGAUCUCCAUUUUAACGAGUCAUCCGACCACAUACAAACACAAACCGGCGACGUGGCUCUCAUUAGAGCCCACCGUUCUUCGAAGUAUAUACACUCCAAUUGUUCGUGCCGACGAUAUUGAACGUCUGCCAACCGCUUAUCAGCAUUCUCCGAUAUGAGAAAAU
Hypoxylon trugodes is the source of this 3880-nucleotide messenger RNA. RefSeq names its product PGAP1-domain-containing protein. The coding region runs from base 218 to 3640 and encodes 1140 amino acids. Gene Ontology annotation, biological process: GPI anchor metabolic process; endoplasmic reticulum to Golgi vesicle-mediated transport. Gene Ontology annotation, molecular function: phosphatidylinositol deacylase activity. The record is from RefSeq and is a predicted model, not a curated record. The transcript is spliced from 2 exons. Lineage: Eukaryota; Fungi; Ascomycota; Sordariomycetes; Xylariales; Hypoxylaceae. Gene Ontology annotation, cellular component: endoplasmic reticulum.